Molecule: messenger RNA, 609 nt
Organism: Cryptococcus wingfieldii CBS 7118
Lineage: Eukaryota; Fungi; Basidiomycota; Tremellomycetes; Tremellales; Cryptococcaceae
Product: het-c2 protein
Exons: 5
Coding region: 1-609 (202 amino acids)
Biological process (GO): ceramide transport; intermembrane lipid transfer
Cellular component (GO): membrane; cytosol; cytoplasm
Molecular function (GO): ceramide 1-phosphate transfer activity; ceramide 1-phosphate binding
Source: RefSeq, a predicted model, not a curated record
AUGAGCGAGCCCCAAUUCUUUGAGACUAUCACCAAGUCUUUCACGGACGUGACCAUCACUGAGGCUGGUGUCAACACUGCCGAGUUCCUCGAAGCUGCCGAGGGCCUUGUCAAGAUCUUCAACCUCUUCGGUAACCCUGCUUUCACCGUCGUCCAGAACGACUUGACUGGUAACAUCGCCAAAAUCCGAGCCUACCUCGCCCAAAACCCCACCUCCGCCUCCACCCUCGAAUCCCUCAUCGCCACCGAAAAGGCCAACGUCCCCAAGCCCAAAGACCGCGUCGCCACCGACGCCCUCAUGUGGUUGCUCCGUGGCCUCAAGUUUACCUCCCUGGGCUUGAAGAUCAACUUGGAGAAUAAGGAUGAGGAGCUUUCGGCGUCGUUUACAAAGGCGUACGAGCAGAGUUUGAAAAAGUAUCAUGGGAUGAUGGUUAGGCCUGUUUUCUACCUCGCCAUGAAAGCUUGCCCCUACCGAGCUACCUUCUACCCCAAACUCGGCGAGCCCCAAGCGGAAGUCACUGUCAAGCUCGAGGCAUGGCUCAAGGCCUUGUACGAUAUCGUCGAGAAGGAGACGACCGUCUUCAAGGCUGGGUCUUAUGGGGAGAUCUAA